UCAACUUUUCUAUUUGAUSGAAAUUCAAAAAAUGAGGACUUUAUGUAUGCGACUAUUUACUUAAUGCUGAACUCAGGGAUACAGGAAGUCAGCUACUGAAGAGUAGUUACAUUAGGCAUAGAUAUUUAUAAACCAUCUGCAGCGAGUGACCUAGGAUUCAAUUACAACAUCAACCCUCACAUUUCAGCGUACGGGCAAAUUACCACUCGAGUCAAGAAUAUAUUCAUUCUGCCCUACUGGCGCUUUAGAUCAGAUUGCACAAUUCCGGGGGCAAAACUGCCUUGCCUAGCCCUAAAGCAUCAGGUACUAUAUAGUGCAGUAAGUUAGCAUCGGGACAUUAGACAGCACAUACUCCAGAAUUCAGGAGUUUGUCAUGUCACUUGAAAUCAAAGUGAAAUUAAGUUUCUGUCCCUUUGAGAUCUCUGAGCGCACAAAGUGAGGCUAUCACUCCAAGGGGCUUGGUAGAGUCCAACUCUGGCUGGACAAAAACUACUUGAUGCGGAACUUUCAUCUUUUUAGCCCCCCGUGGCGGGCCUAUCGGGUGAAGAGCCAGAGCGCGAGUUUGGGGGCGCAGCGGGGCCUGGCGGGGGCGGCGAGCGCGCGUCCCCCCGCCCGCUCGGGCGGCGUCGAGGCGCUGGCAGCUCAACCAGCCUUGCAGAGGGAGCUCUCGGCAGCUCUGGGGUCCCUCUGCUCGCAGCCGCAGCAGCGCCGCCUGCGCCACUCGGCGGAGACGGAGACCAGCGGCGGUGACGCGCGGACCGGGAGCGACUGCCGAGCAACCGAGCGGCUGGGGACGCACGCAGGACAGCCGCGCUCCAGGCUUCCUUCCUCACUUUCUGCAGCCCCUUUCAAAAGGACCACCAGGGCUCUCCACUCCAAGGCCAGAUCCUCGUUGCAUCAUGUGACUCAACUUGUGCCCGAUUCCCACACUAAGAAGGUGCAGAUCUCAAAAGCCACUGAGUUCCAGGAGAACAAGGCCAUACUUGGGAGUCACCACAGUGAACUAGUGGGGUAUAGAGAAUCUUCCAGGACUGCACAGUUGCCUUACAUCCUUGAACUUUCUUCCUUGUUGCUCAAUACAAGUGUGAUUUCUUGCUUAUUGGCUAUGAGUCUUGCAGGGCUGGGGACCAUUGUGCCUCAMUCAAAACUCCAUGUCACAGGAACUUGCUGGGUGCUCAAUGAAUACCUGUUGGAUUAUGAAUGA
This is a messenger RNA of Urocitellus parryii (Arctic ground squirrel), 1204 nucleotides long. Lineage: Eukaryota; Metazoa; Chordata; Mammalia; Rodentia; Sciuridae. The record is from RefSeq and is a predicted model, not a curated record.